UGUGCUGGAGACACACAGGACUAAACGCUCUGCCUUCCUUUCCCCUUGGCAGGAAUUUCUACUAUAUCACCAUCCUGCGUGACCCCGUCUCCCGCUACCUGAGCGAAUGGCGCCACGUCCAGCGAGGAGCCACGUGGAAGGCGUCCCUGCAUGUCUGCGACGGGCGGUCCCCAACCACCGAGGAGCUGCCCAGCUGCUACACGGGGGACGACUGGUCGGGCUGUUCCCUGCAGGAGUUCAUGGAUUGCCCCUACAACCUCGCCAACAACCGCCAGGUCCGUAUGCUGUCCGACCUCAGCCUGGUGGGAUGCUACAACCUGUCGGUCAUGCCUGAGGAGCAGAGAAAUAAGGUUCUGCUGGACAGUGCCAAGGAGAACCUGAAGCGGAUGGCCUUCUUCGGCCUGACCGAGUUCCAGCGGAAGACUCAGUAUCUCUUUGAGAAGACUUUCAACAUGAACUUCAUCUCGCCGUUCACGCAGUACAAUAGCACAAGGGCCUCCAGCGUGGAGAUAGACGAGCAGACUCAGCAGCGCAUCGAGGCCCUCAAUUUUUUAGACAUGGAGUUGUACGAUUAUGCAAAAGACCUGUUUUUGCAGCGGUACCAGUACAUGCGGCAGAAGGAGCACCAGGAAGCACGGCGGAAACGCCAGGAGCAGCGCAAGAUGCUGAGGGCGAAGCAGGCGCGCCUGAGAGAGCAGGGCGAGAACAGCUCCAGCACUGACUACAUGGCGAACGUGGAGCGGUGGCGGCGGUAGUGGCGGUGGGAGGGGGGGACUCGCCGGACACCGAAAGCGAAGCAGAACCCAACCCGCAAAUCGGAGGCGACGGAGCAGUCCAGACGAAUUACGCUUCUCGAGGGUUUGAAGCGCAAAGAGGUUAAAAUGUUGCCUUUGCAGUUGCCUUUGCAGUAAAUGUUGUACUGUACGUGGAACACUUAAUCUUAGCGUGUAAUUAAAUUGUCCUUUUUAGGUUUGUUGGAUUAUUUAUGAAAUAUGGGAGCCAAGUAGGCUCAUCGGAAAUGAUUGCUUGGACGUUUAUUUAAAAGAAAAGAAAAAAAAACAACUCCGUAAAUUAGUUAUGAGUACAAAAUGGGAUGCUGGAAAACGUUUAUGAUGUUCGGCUGAAAUCUAUCUGGGAAGCAAACUCAUUUCCUAAUAAUGAGCAUUUACCAUACUCUCACAAUACAGUAUAUGAGCAAAACCUUUUCCCUUUGAUUUUAUCUUAAUUUCAUUUUACUAAUGUGUUUUCAAGGGCACCAACUGCUUAUGAUAUUUACCAAGUUAAUGAAUGGACAAUGAAGGGAACAAUAAAGGUCUAGAAAAAAUAUUGACUAGUUUUAUGUAUAAUAUUGGCUUUUAAAAGGAAUAGAAGUAAUUUCUCUAGUUACAUAAAUACUUAAAAUUUUAAACUUUUUCUACCUACUGCUGUUUAGAGUUUUAUGCUUGGUCUAUCUCAUAUUUAAAAAAAAAAAAAGGAAAAAAACCAACACAUGCAUACUUUUCUGAACUCGAUGCCAAUGUUAAAGACACUGUUUCCAGAAUUUUUCAGGGCAGUAUGAUUUUAACCAUUCUGGAAAAGUUACAGCACAUCUUCAUGUUUCAUAAAGCCUUUUCCAAAUUUUAGUCCUGUGACAGUGUCUAAUUUUAAGUCUUUCUUACCCACUAGAAUACAUAAUGCUGAAUUUAUCAUUCCUUAAUAAUUGGUGGUAUAAACUAGAUGAAAUUAUGUUAUGGAUAUUUGUGUAAUGUCUUUAAAAAGUCAUACAUCUCU
Messenger RNA from Apaloderma vittatum (bar-tailed trogon), 1770 nucleotides. Its product is annotated as heparan-sulfate 6-O-sulfotransferase 2. Lineage: Eukaryota; Metazoa; Chordata; Aves; Trogoniformes; Trogonidae. The record is from RefSeq and is a predicted model, not a curated record. The annotation marks the transcript as partial. The transcript has a single exon. Gene Ontology annotation, molecular function: heparan sulfate 6-sulfotransferase activity. Gene Ontology annotation, cellular component: membrane.